Penicillium roqueforti is the source of this 1419-nucleotide messenger RNA. Its product is annotated as putative MFS transporter. The transcript is spliced from 3 exons. NCBI's taxonomy places the organism in Eukaryota, Fungi, Ascomycota, Eurotiomycetes, Eurotiales, Aspergillaceae. Gene Ontology annotation, biological process: transmembrane transport. Gene Ontology annotation, molecular function: transmembrane transporter activity. Bases 1 to 1419 code for a protein of 472 amino acids. The record is from RefSeq and is a predicted model, not a curated record.
AUGUCGAACCAAUCAGUCGAAGAAGGGCGUGUCGCCGGCACCCACAAUGAGAAUCGCUCUACCUUGUUCAAGAUCUGGACCGAUUCUUGGUUCCAGAUCAGCUUGAUCAGUUUCAUCUGCUUCUGCUGCCCGGGAAUGUACAAUGCUCUCAGCGGUCUUGGUGGUUCCGGUCAAGUUAACCAGACCGUCGCUGCAAAUGCGACUGUAGCUCUCCUGGCCUGUACUGCCGGAACUGCACUCUUCGUUGUCGGCCCUAUCUUCGAUCGUGUGGGACCCAGAGUUUGUCUCUUGCUCGGAGGAUGGACUUAUGCAUUGUAUUCCGGCAGUCUUCUGUGUUUCAACUCAACCAACAAUGGUGCAUUUGUGAUUGCCUCCGGUGCCCUUCUCGGUGUUGGCGCAUCAUUCUUGUGGGUGGCACAGGGCGCCAUCAUGACUACCUAUGUGCCCGAAUCACACAAGGGUCGCGCAAUCGCAGUCUUCUGGAUUAUCUUCAACCUCGGUGGUGGCGUUGGAUCUCUCGCUAGUUUCGGCAUCAAUUUCAAGUCGACGAGCGGCACUGUUAGCGACUCAACGUACAUCGCCUUACUUACCAUCAUGGCCUUCGGAUGGGCCCUGGGAGUAUUCAUUUGCCCGCCAUCGUAUGUCAAAGGUGCCCAAUUGCAGAUCACACCGGAGAGCGAAAAGAACUUCCGCCACAUUCUUCGCCAUGCCAUCCUGACUAUCUGCAACUGGCGGGUGUUGUGUAUCCUGCCGCUCUUCUUCUCCGCCAAUGUUUUCUACUCCUACCAGCAGAAUGCUGUGAAUGGUAUGAACUUUAAUAUCCGGACGCGUUCGCUCAACGGCGCGCUUUAUUGGAUUGCGCAGAUGCUGGGUGGUCUCGUCAUGGGUCUCAUUCUCGACUUCCCGGGUCUGAACCGACCCAUGCGCGCUCGCAUCGCCUGGGUAUUCUUGUUCGUCACUGGAAUGGGCAUCUGGGGUGGUGGUUAUAAGUUCCAGUUGUGGUCUACUGCCCGUCUGGAUAAGGGCCUGAAGCAGGAUAUCGAUUACACACAGGGUAGCAUCUCAGUGGGCCCGAUGUUCCUCUACAUCUUCUACGGUGCUUAUGAUGCGCUGUGGCAAUCAUUCUGCUACUGGAUCGUGGGCGCUCAGUCCAAUUCCCCCGCUACAUCGGCCGUUCUGGUCGGAGCGUACAAGACCUUCCAGAGUGUUGGUGGUGCAAUGGCGUGGCGUAUCAAUGCCAUGAAGAAACCCGCGAUGACCCAAUUCGCUAUGGACUGGGGCCUUUGCAUGGGCUCAUUGGUUAUCGCUAUCCCAACCGUCCUGGCUAUCACUCUGACCAGUGAUGUAGAAACAAUCGCCGUCGAGGAGAAGGACUUCCCAGAGAUGAAGGAGCCCGAGGCCGAGGUGGUGAAGUCUUGA